CUCUGUCCUCCCCCUUUCCCUCCUCCUCCUCAGACCGAGCGGUGACUUAAGCAACGGAGCGCGGUGAAGCCCAUUUUUCUCUUUCCUCGCAGCCGCGCCGGGGAGCUCGCKGCGCGCGCCCCCUCUACUCCGGCCCGAGAUGAAUGCUGCGGCAGAAGCCGAGUUCAACAUCCUCUUGGCCACCGACUCCUACAAGGUUACUCACUAUAAACAGUACCCACCCAAUACAAGUAAAGUUUAUUCCUACUUUGAAUGCCGUGAAAAGAAGACUGAAAACUCCAAAGUAAGGAAGGUGAAAUACGAGGAAACAGUAUUUUAUGGGUUGCAGUACAUUCUUAAUAAGUACUUAAAAGGUAAAGUAGUAACCAAAGAGAAAAUCCAGGAAGCCAAAGAGGUAUACAAAGAACAUUUCCAAGAUGAUGUCUUUAAUGAAAAGGGUUGGAACUACAUUCUUGAGAAGUACGAUGGGCAUCUUCCAAUAGAAGUAAAGGCUGUUCCUGAAGGGUCUGUCAUUCCCAGAGGAAACGUUCUUUUCACAGUGGAAAACACUGAUCCAGAGUGCUACUGGCUUACAAAUUGGAUUGAGACUAUUCUUGUGCAGUCCUGGUAUCCAAUCACAGUGGCCACAAAUUCUAGAGAGCAGAAGAAAAUAUUGGCCAAAUAUUUGUUAGAAACUUCUGGUAACUUAGAUGGUCUGGAAUACAAGUUACAUGAUUUUGGCUACAGAGGAGUCUCUUCCCAAGAGACUGCUGGCAUAGGAGCUUCUGCUCAUUUGGUUAACUUCAAAGGAACAGAUACAGUAGCAGGAAUUGCACUAAUUAAAAAAUAUUAUGGAACAAAAGAUCCUGUCCCAGGCUAUUCUGUUCCAGCUGCAGAACACAGUACCAUAACAGCUUGGGGGAAAGACCAUGAAAAAGAUGCUUUUGAACAUAUAGUAACACAGUUUUCAUCAGUGCCUGUAUCUGUGGUCAGCGAUAGCUAUGACAUUUAUAAUGCGUGUGAAAAAAUAUGGGGUGAAGAUCUAAGACAUUUAAUAGUAUCAAGAAGUUCAGAGGCACCACUAAUAAUCAGACCUGAUUCUGGAAAUCCUCUUGACACUGUAUUAAAGGUUUUGGAUAUUUUAGGUAAGAAGUUUCCUGUUACUGAGAACUCAAAGGGCUACAAGUUGCUGCCACCUUAUCUUAGAGUUAUCCAAGGGGAUGGAGUAGAUAUUAACACCUUACAAGAGAUCGUAGAAGGCAUGAAACAAAAAAAGUGGAGUAUUGAAAAUGUUUCCUUUGGUUCUGGUGGAGCUUUGCUACAGAAGUUAACAAGAGAUCUCUUGAAUUGUUCCUUCAAGUGUAGCUAUGUUGUAACUAAUGGCCUUGGGAUUAAUGUCUUCAAGGACCCAGUUGCUGAUCCCAAYAAAAGGUCCAAAAAGGGCCGAUUAUCUUUACAUAGGACACCAGCAGGGAAUUUUGUUACACUUGAGGAAGGAAAAGGAGAUCUUGAGGAAUAUGGUCACGAUCUUCUCCAUACCGUAUUCAAGAACGGGAAGGUGACAAAAAGCUAUUCAUUUGAUGAAGUAAGAAAAAAUGCACAGCUGAAUAUUGAACUGGAAGCAGCACCUCAUUAGGCUGUUUUACGAUUCUGUGUGUGUGUGUGUGUGUGUGUGUGUGUGUGUGUGUGU
Urocitellus parryii (Arctic ground squirrel) is the source of this 1669-nucleotide messenger RNA. The record is from RefSeq and is a predicted model, not a curated record. NCBI's taxonomy places the organism in Eukaryota, Metazoa, Chordata, Mammalia, Rodentia, Sciuridae.